GGAGCAUAUGCAGGGAGUAGAGCUAUGGAGCUGGACUACAGUACUGACAGCUGCUUUAGCCGGAGUACUGAUCCUGCUGGUCCAGAGGUUCAAAACCUACCAGGAUCCAAAUGCUCAAAUCCUGAGAGCCAGAACUCAAAGGGAUAAGAGCCUGCAGCGUGCUGAGCAGGCUGUGCAACAUCAUAAGAACUCACAUCCAAAGAAGCACUUGCCUCCCAUCUUAUCUCUUUCACUGUCUGAACUGAUGAAGUCACUCAAGGAAGAGACUCUGAGUCCCGAAGAUGUUUUUUAUUCCUACAUGGAAAAGACUUUGGAUGCAAACCAAAAGCUCAACUGCUGCACAGGAGUUUUAAUGGAGAGUUUUGACCAGGUGAAGAACCUCAACAGAGAAGGUCUGCUGUACGGAGUUCCUGUUAGCAUCAAAGAAAACAUUGGAUACAAGAAUCAUGACUCAACGUGUGGACUGAGCAUGAGGUUGGACCAGCCUGCCCAGAAGGACAGUGUCCUUGUAGAGGUACUGAAGAGCCAAGGAGCUAUUCCCUUCGUGAAAACCAAUGUGCCUCAGACGCUUUUCAGUAUAGGUUGCAGCAAUCCCAUCUAUGGGCAGACUCUGAACCCCCACGACCACAAGAAGACCCCGGGAGGAUCAACCGGUGGAGAGGCAGCUCUUAUUGCAGCAGGAGGCUCUGUGCUUGGUUUUGGCAGUGAUGUUGGUGGCAGUAUCCGUAUUCCUGCCUCCUUCUGUGGGAUUUGUGGCUUCAAGCCCACAGGAGGCCGACUCAGUUCACUCGGGGUACGUGCUACGCUCCCAGGAUCACGGCACCUUCAAGCAUCUGCUGGACCCCUAGCAAAGGACGUGGACAGCCUGGCUCUGAGCAUGCAGGCUCUACUUUGUGACCGCAUGUUUUCACUGGACCCCACUAUUCCUCCUUUUCCUUUUAACUUACAGAUAUACCAGAGCUCCAGUCCUCUGAGGAUUGGUUACUUAGAGAACGAUGGCUGCAGAGAACCUUCUCCAAGCAUGGCUCGAGCCCUCAGAGAGGUCAAAGGUCUUCUAGAGGCAGCAGGACACACUUUGAUUCCCUUUAAGCAUUUGACUUCUAGGCUGAAUGAAAUCCUUGCAAGACGAAGUUACGCAGUAGACGGUGGAUCCGUCAUGUUAGAAUUAAUGAAGGGAGAGAAAUUGGACCCUUGUAUUUAUCAAGAGAUGUUAUUUUUACGUAUUCCCUGUUGGGUGAAGAAGAUCAUCUCAAUCCUCAUCAAACCCUGGUCUUCUAAUGUGGCUCAGAGGCUUAGUCUUGGAACUGGAAUUGGGACUAUUUCAGACCUGUGGAAGUAUCAAGAGAAAGUCAAGGACUGCAUUCACGAUACCAUACAAGAGUGGAGAAGAUGCAACAUAGAUGUGCUGCUGUGCCACAUGAUGGGACCCGCCUACAACACCGAAACCUGUUCCGUUGUCUCUCCUGAUAUCGCACAUACAGUAAUCUACAAUCUCCUCAACUUUCCCGCCGGAGUGGUUACUGUUUCCACAGUGACACCACAGGAUGAAGAAGAACUCAGGAACUACAAGGGAAAGUACCAGAACUUAAAGGAUAAGCAUUUCAAAAGGGCUGUGAGUGGAGGUGAAGGUUUACCUCUGUCCAUACAAUGUGUGGCGCUGCCCUGGCAGGAUGAACUCUGCUUGCGUUUCAUGAGAGAAGUGGAACAGCUGGUCAGACUGAACAGGAAGACUGGGACGAGCCGCGUCGCGAGAGAACCGGAUCCAUGAGGCCAUUCAGGUUGACCCUUCCCUGCUCAGGAAAUAGUAAUAACUAAUCUUUAAAAUGUAUCCAGAGCAUUAUAAUUAUCCUUAAAUGAUUUGUUUAAACAUAGGUCGAUGUUUCACGUCUUUGUCUGGCAGAAACAAAUCUUCUCCCAGAUCUCAGAUUUCUUGC
Molecule: messenger RNA, 1934 nt
Organism: Thalassophryne amazonica
Lineage: Eukaryota; Metazoa; Chordata; Actinopteri; Batrachoidiformes; Batrachoididae
Product: fatty-acid amide hydrolase 1-like
Exons: 15
Coding region: 8-1768 (586 amino acids)
Biological process (GO): fatty acid catabolic process
Molecular function (GO): amidase activity; fatty acid amide hydrolase activity
Source: RefSeq, a predicted model, not a curated record